AUGAAAAAUCAAAAGCGUACUGAUUCAUUUCGAAUGAAUAAAGCAGUCUAUUACUUAAAUGUGGUCGAUGAAUAUUCAUAUCACAAUGCACUCUCACUGGAAUUGAACAGUGGCAUACCCGAAAAUGAUCAUUUUUAUUUGUUAUGCGCAAAGCCACCGCUUAAAGAAUCAAUUGCUGGCAAUAUUCGAAUCCAAGUGCUAGCAUCUAAAGAGCCCUAUUCAUUACCGUUUCCAUUCUAUUCUACAAUUGCUUUGAUUAUUUUUACUGUAAUUAUGGCAGCUCUUUUUGCGGGACUUAAUUUAUCAUUUACGUCUGUAGCAAUUAGUGAAUUAUACGUCAUCAUGCGAAUGGGAGACUCUUACCAAAGUCGUUUAGCUAAAAAUAUCAUACCUGUACGUUUGCAUCUGAAUUGGUUAAUCUGUAGUUUCGCUACAGCAAAUGCCAUCACAAACUGUGCCACUUCAUUGUUAAUUGAAAAUUUUCUUCAAUAUAUAAGUCAUGGUAGCUUGCCAUUUAUUGCUUUAACGCUCAUACCGUGCAUAAUUACUGUAGUAUUUUCCGAAUUAUUACCUUUGGCGAUCUGCAAUCGGAGAGGUUUAUGCAUAGCAAGUAAAACACGUUAUGUUACGUGGCUAACAAUGAUCAUUUUAUCACCAAUUGCGUGGCCGCUCUCGAAAAUUCUUGACGCUACCCUCGGAGCUCAAGGAUGUGAAGUCUAUGAUCGAAGUAAGAUUGAAUUUUUAAUUUUGGAGGCGGCAAGAGCAAGUUCUGCAGUAUUCUCAGAAAUUCUGAAAAAUACGAUAAAUUUGCCAAGAAUUCGAGUUGGCAAUCUGAUGACAAAAAUUGAUGAAGCAUUUCUUCUGUCCACUAAGGAUACUCUUGACAAUAAGUUAAUUUUGUCAAUAGUUGAAAAAGGCUACACUCGUAUACCUGUCUAUGAAGGCUCAAAAAGAAGUAAAGUUAUUGCUGUACUCAAUGUUAAAGAUCUUAUCAGUACAGACUUCAGCAAAAAUGUCUGCGUAAUCGAUGUACUCAAAAAACUUAAUUACUUGAAACAAGUUCGUUUCGUAUGCGAAGAAAUGCAAGUGAAUCCCUUGAUGUACGAAAUGGAAGGACAAAACUUUGCAUUUGAACCAAAAGGUUACAUAUCUCAUCUUGCAAUGGUAGUAAAAUAUGACAGUAAAAGUUAUAGCCUUAUUGGAUUAAUAACUCUUGAGGAUAUUAUUGAAGAAAUUUUUGAUCAAGCAACCUUCGAUUGGUUGCGAUCAGAACCUAAUCCAUUACCACCAUUAGAACAAAUUUACCAUAUUCAACAAGCAUUAGAAAAUUAUUCUGGUUUCAAAGGAUUAUCAUUCAAUAUUGAUACAAUGCGUCGACUUUUUAAUAUAUGCGAAAUCCACACUUCAAGUAAUGCUGAUAAAAAAUUUUGUAUUUACAAGAAAGGCUCUCUCUACAGAUCAGUAACAGUUAUGCUUAGAGGAGAAGCAUUUUACACAGAUCAAGACGGUUGUCGUAAGAUCGCAACUGCAGCUGAAUUUGGUGCUGAAUUGAUUGAUCAGAUCUAUUUGAGAUAUUGCAAUAGGGAGAAUUUUGUAGAUUUGUGCAAACUUCACUUUACACCUCAACAAACGAUUUAUAUUGAACCACCUUUUCAAUAUAUUAAGAUCACGUUAAGAGCAAUAAUAGAUACACUGCAAAAACGAGAACGUGAUGAAUAUCGUCGAGAAAUAAGCGAAGCAAAAUAUUUGCAAGACGAAGCAGAUCUAAGUAACACCCAGCUUACUCUUUCAGUAACAGAUGCAAAGACUACUCAAGUAAGGAUGGUUUCUGAAUCCCUAAGUACACUUAGCACUACUGGAUCUAUUCAUGACGAUGAAAAACUUUCAGAAUCAUCAAAUCAAUAG
Molecule: messenger RNA, 1905 nt
Organism: Thelazia callipaeda (thelaziosis nematode)
Lineage: Eukaryota; Metazoa; Nematoda; Chromadorea; Rhabditida; Thelaziidae
Source: the annotation of a GenBank genome assembly